Syngnathus typhle (broad-nosed pipefish) is the source of this 2977-nucleotide messenger RNA. Its product is annotated as ubiquitin-conjugating enzyme E2 H-like. Gene Ontology annotation, biological process: protein polyubiquitination; ubiquitin-dependent protein catabolic process. The record is from RefSeq and is a predicted model, not a curated record. NCBI's taxonomy places the organism in Eukaryota, Metazoa, Chordata, Actinopteri, Syngnathiformes, Syngnathidae. Gene Ontology annotation, cellular component: nucleus. The transcript has 7 exons. The coding region runs from base 376 to 924 and encodes 182 amino acids. Gene Ontology annotation, molecular function: ubiquitin conjugating enzyme activity.
CUUUAAAUGAAUGGUGUGAUUAAAUGUUGACUUUCGUGAUAAUAAGUGUCGCGAAAGGUUUCAAUCUGCCGUGUUAUGAAGAGUAGUGACGAGAUUGCGUGUGUGUUUUAUGUCUACGUAACUCCUCCCCUCGCGAUUCCCUUGCUUGAGCUUGAUGUCCUACGGACGAGGCCGAGCCCACAACUCCAAAGCUCCUCGAAAUGUUACUUUUAAAAAAAAACUAAGUGGAGGAUGUCACUACCAAUCUUUAGUUUAUGGAGUCCUUGGGAAGGCUGACAAUUCAGUCACAGAGGCUUUGUAGCUGUUUCCACGGCGGAAAAAGAAGCAUCACCGCAGUAUUUUUAGCUCACUUAAGAAAGGAAUACAGGCAAAAAAAUGUCGUCUCCAAGUCCGGGCAAGAGACGAAUGGACACCGACGUGGUGAAACUCAUAGAGAGCAAGCAUGAAGUCACCAUCUUGAGUGGACUCAAUGAGUUUGUAGUCAAGUUCCACGGACCCGCUGGAACUUAUGAAGGAGGCGUGUGGAAGGUCAGAGUAGAUCUACCAGACAAAUAUCCCUUCAAAUCUCCAUCAAUAGGUUUCAUGAACAAAAUAUUUCAUCCCAACAUUGAUGAAGCGUCAGGAACGGUGUGUUUGGACGUCAUUAACCAGACUUGGACGGCACUCUACGACCUCACCAACAUUUUUGAGUCCUUCCUACCCCAGCUGCUCGCCUACCCCAACCCCAUCGACCCGCUGAACGGGGACGCCGCCGCCAUGUAUCUUCAUCGACCGGAGGAUUACAAACACAAGAUCAAAGAGUACAUCCAGAAAUAUGCCACGGAGGAGGCGCUAAAGGAGCAGGAGGAGGGUGGCGGCGACUCCUCGUCCGAGAGCUCCAUGUCGGACUUUUCUGAGGACGAGGCUCAGGACAUGGAGUUGUAGUUCUUAUUCAAAGCAGACUUAUUUUUUACUGCAAUAUUUUUAUGGCUAACGUACCGCUGGCACACUUUGCUUCAGGUUUUAUCGUUGGAAGUCCAGACUUAAGAAGUUGCAAGAAAUUCUGCGGAUUCAUCUUUUUUUUCUACCCAUCCACUCGGAAGUGUAGAACUCGCAGACGUAGUGGAAAACGUCCAACAACAACAAAAACCUGCGGCGUGAGUGUGUGAAUGUAAUCCUUAUGAUCGGCGGGAAUCAGACGAGACGCUGUCCGUUCUCCCGAUGUCCCGUUGUUCCUCUCCGUUUUAGGAAAGUUGUUAUUCUCAUGAGUGUCUUUUGUGUAUCGGUGUGGCAUGACACAGAGUUGUGUAGGAUUUGUGGGGAGUGGGAGGAUGCCAGAGCCUGGUCGGACAGAGAGUCGGCUCUCAGGUGAAUUUAACUCCGUUUAGUACAAAACCUUAGUUGAAUAAUGGGCAUUUCUUUGGCAAGUCUUGUGAAGUCCAUGAAGUUUGGUUUGAAAGUCAGUAGUGAGCAAUUAGGUAACAAAGUAGCUAUUUGGUAGCAAAUUGAUAGCUGGUUGGUAAGCUGCCCAUCUAGUUGGUUCAUAAACUAGUGUUUGUCAAUGGGAAUAUGCUAAUGCUACCUAACCUAUUUUUCCAUUUAAAUAAAAAUAUAUACCCACCACCAUAAACAAAGUUUUUUUAAAUAGGACCUUGUAGAAGUUACCUUAUAGGCAUAAAAAUGAGCCAAAAACUCAAAUUAAGACUGAGCCACGUUUAUGAAAUUACAAACAUGGCACUGCGCAUGACAGAAAAAUAACAAAACACACAUAAUUAAGUGAAUUAUGUCGUCAGUCGAGAAAGUACUACAGCCUACUUAUUUCAUAAUAUGACUUUUAAAAAAAUACAGUUGUACAAAAUGUGGAAUCAGGUGAUGCAGUAUUUGUUGCAAUUUUCAUUUAAAUUCUCACGUGAGCCGGCUGGCCUUGGCACUCUGGGGGGGUCGUUUCAUUGUUGCCUAUUGCUUGUACCUACUAUACUAGUUGUUUGACUUGCAUAGGGAUAGCUUUUGUUUCUCUUCUCGCAGACACCUGUACUUGUUUUGGUUUCUGUUAAGACGAGGAGGACUAGGACUUGUUUCAAUCACACCUUAUAUGCAAAUUGUAAAAUGUUACGUUGUCCAACUGAAGUGCUCUUUUUUUUUUUUUCUUUGUUUUCACCUACAGCCAGUCAAUAUUCCAAUAAUACUUCAUGGCUUGUUGCAGCAGGACCAAAAAUUAAGUAGAUAUAUACCUGGUAAAGGUAGUAAUACUAAAGUUAAAGACGGUUCAUUCUCUGCUCUGUUUGAUUGCAGCUUGAUUCCUGUAAAGGAAAUAUAACUGUACUCGAGAAUUUCAAUUGGGUUUUUGGAGACUAAAGUUUCCAAUACAAACUUCUAAUUAUAGUAGCCCAAGUCCCACUGUAUGUAGACCCACUAUCAAACUCCGGUGAAUGGAAUACAAUCCACUUGGAAAUUGUGGGCGAAGUCCCUGUCCAUAUUAAAAAGAAAUAACGUGUGCUUUACACUGUUUCGUGAAAUGUGGUGUGGACACUCAUGGCAAACACUGAAGUGCUGAAGCCAGAAUCAGCUCAGAAUAGGAACAAGGUUAACAAUUUCAAAUUCAUUGUGGGCACCGGCUGUUUUCGGAGUAGCUCGGACGAUAAGGAAAAUCUCACUUAAUGCCCCUAAUACCACAAAAUAAUCGCUUAGGAUAAUCUUUUCACGACAUCCGAUAAUCAAGAGGGGUAAAGAAUGUUCAAAGUUGUCUAAAUAAGCCAUAUUUACGAACCAGACCUUAGUAGUCGUUAGUAGUUGCUCCCAAUAAGGAAGCCGCCCAGCUCGGCUGAUCUUUUUUUUUAGUGUUUAAUUUUUCAGUGUUUAUUUACAUUUUGGGGGUCAGUUAUGCUCCUUUGUUCAAGAUGCAAGUCCAGAUAUUCCGAUUUUUAAUUUUUUUUUUAACACAAAUAAUAAAUGUCCUCUUGUACCAUGAAAGAAAUAAAAAAAAGCUAUAAUCAUACAA